This is a messenger RNA of Diabrotica balteata, 1245 nucleotides long. The record is from the annotation of a GenBank genome assembly. NCBI's taxonomy places the organism in Eukaryota, Metazoa, Arthropoda, Insecta, Coleoptera, Chrysomelidae.
AUGUUGCAAUUAAUAUUAGUGGCUGUGGUGAUAGGAGGCCUGUUUUACUACUAUGGCGUUAAGCCCCUAAGAUAUUGGAAGGAAAGAGGUGUAAAACAGACCAAUCCAUGGUGGUUGUUUGGAGAUAACUGGGGAGUGGUUCUUCAAAGAGAAUCUUUCCCGGAUAUGAUUACUAAGGGAUACAACACGGCACCUGAAGCUAGGUAUAGUGGAUUGUAUCAAUUUACUUUACCAACACUUGUAAUAAAAGACCUCAAUUUAAUCAAACAAAUCGGGGUAAAAGAUUUUGAUUACUUUAUGGACCACCGUCCUUUUAUCCCGGAGAAAGCUGAUCCCCUAUGGGGUAAAAACUUAUUCGCCCUUACGGGACAAAGAUGGAAGGAAAUGCGACCAAUUCUUAGUCCAUCAUUUACAAGUAGCAAAAUGAAAUCGAUGUUUGUGCUGAUGUCGGAAUGUGGUGAAAAUUUAGUCAACUAUUUUAUGGAAAAAGACAAAGAUAGUACAGAAAUUGAAAUGAAAGACACAUUUACGCGUUUUACUAAUGAUGUUAUUGCCUCAGCAGCUUUUGGAGUGAAGAUUGAUUCUUUAAAAAAUCAUGAAAAUGAAUUCUAUCUUAUGGGAAAACAUGCAACAAAUUUCAAGGGUUUCUGGAAGACCAUGAAGUUCUUUGGAUAUAUGCUUAUACCAAAAAUAUGGGAGGUAUUUGGAAUAUAUCAGUUUACUUUCCCAACACUUCUAAUAAGAGAUGUAAACCUAAUUAAACAAAUCGGGGUAAAAGAUUUUGAUUACUUUAUGGACCAUUUCCCUUUCCUCCCGGAAAAGGCUGAUCCCUUAUGGAGUAAAAAUUUGUUCGCCCUUACGGGGCAAAGAUGGAAGGACAUGCGACCAAUUCUUAGCCCAUCGUUCACAAGCAGUAAAAUGAAAUCGAUGUUUUUGCUGAUGUCCGAAUGUGGCGAGAAUUUGGUCAAAUUCUUUAUGGAAAAUAACAAGAAUACUAUAGAAAUUGAAAUGAAAGAUACAUUUACUCGUUUCACUAAUGACGUUAUUGCCACCACAGCUUUUGGAUUACAGGUUGAUUCUUUAAGAAACCCAGAAAAUGAAUUCUAUCUCAUGGGAAAAGAAGCAACCGAUUUCUCUGGUUUCUGGAAAGGUGUGAAGUUUUUUGGAUAUUCGACUUUGCCAAAAAUAUUUGAGUUGGGACUAAGCCACAAGAUUAGCUUAUUCUCAACUAGAAUAGCAAAUUGA